AUGUUUACGAUCGAGAGCUGGACGGUGUCGGCGGACUGGGAGUACAUUCUGUUCAACACAAAGUCGGAGCGGGUCUGGCGGUAUGGCGUCAAGGCCACGUAUUUUAUCUACAGCACCAAGGAGCGCACGAUGAUCCCGCUGACCAACGAUGGCAACAACCGCAUUCGCUAUGUGCAGUGGGCGCCCAAGGGUCACCGGCUGCUGUUUGUGCGUGACAACGACAUCUAUGUCACUGACAUGAUGAAGGAGAUUCGUGUCACAGAGGAUGGCAGCGACGAUGUGUUCAACGGUAUCGCCGACUGGGUAUAUGCCGAGGAGGUGCUGGCCACAGACAGUGCAAGCUGGUGGUCGCCCGAUGGCGAAGUGCUGGCGUACCUGCGCUUGGAUGAUUCCAAGGUACCGCUGUACCAGUACCAGAUCUUCCAUCCCGAGAACCACACGAUUACGUACCCAGACAGCAUCCGCCUGCAUUACCCGAAACCGGGAGCCCCGAACCCGCAGGUCUCGCUGCACGUCUAUCGGCCAGACUUUAGAGCCGACUCGCCCGACGCGUUCAAGCCUGAGGACAUGAUCAUUGCGCGUGUGACGUGGCUUACCGACAAGCACGACAAGCUCAUGGUCCACGCCUUCAACCGCGUGCAGGACCACCAGCGCGUGUACCUCGCCAGUGCCGACCCCAAGCAGCUGACAGCCAAGAUGGUGCGUGAGCGCUCGACGUCGAAAAAGCAAGGUGGUGACGAUGCGUGGAUUGAGAUUUCUUCGGCACCGCUUUAUGUGCCGGCCAACACUGUUGAGGGCGUUGGCAGUGACGGAUACAUUGAGAUUGUCGAGAACGGAGAGUACACGCAUCUGGCACUCUUCAGCUCGCUGGAUGCGGCACAGCCUGCGGGCUGGCUGACGUCUGGCGAUUGGGAUGUCAUCAGCGGCACUGCAGUGCUGGACCGCAAGGAGGCGAGCGUGUACUAUGCAAGCACACAGCAGGCGAGCACCAAGUCGACCAUCUACAAGGUGUCGCUGAACGCAAAGAACGCUGCGGGCUCUGCACCACAGCUGGUGUCGCCGCCUGACAUCAAGUCUACCAGUGAGUUCCUGAAUGCGCCGGGUGCGCGCGAGGGCACGUACGACGCCAGCUUCUCUGCCAGCGGUGGGUUCUUCCAGCUCAGCUACAAGGGCCCGCAGAUCCCCUGGCAGGCUGUGUACAGCAGCCAUGAUGCCAAGUUUGAGCGCAUCCUGACUGACAAUGCCAAUGCGCACAGCGAGCUGGAAAAGUACGACCUCCCCACAGUCGACUUCUUUGAGGUACCGAAUGAGGCCGGCGACAAGAUGAACGCCAUGGCGCUGUAUCCGCCAGGGUUCGACAAGAGCGCCAAGAACAAGUACGGCGUCCUGUUCCGCGUCUACGGCGGGCCGAAUUCGCAGCAGGUGUCGCGCGCCUUUUCGCUCGACUGGCAUGCGGCGCUGGUCUCGCAGCAGGAUGUGCCCGAUAUGCCCUUCAUCGUUGCUGUGGUGGAUGGUCGCGGCACUGCCCACAAGGGCCGCAAGUUCCGCAGCGCUGUCAGCAAGCAUCUGGGCGAAUUCGAGCCCGACGACCAGGCUGCCGCUGCAAAGUACUUCCAGGGCCUGCCCUACAUUAACCACCAUCGCAUGGCUAUCUGGGGCUGGUCGUACGGCGGAUACACCACCACUCGCGCGAUUGAGCGCCACUCUGACGUCUUCAAGGUCGGUAUGGCUGUGGCCCCCGUGACUGACUGGCGAUUCUACGAUUCUGUGUACACGGAGCGCUACAUGAAGACCCCACAGAUGAACCUUUCAGGCUACAAAAAGGCAGCAGUCACGGAUGCCCACGCGUUUGCCAAUGCCAAGUUCCUGGUGCAGCACGGCACCGGCGACGAUAACGUGCAUAUGCAGCACACGCUGGCGCUGGUGGAUCUGCUCGAGUCCAAAAACAUUCCAGGCUUUGAGAUGGCGUUCUACGCAGAUUCAGACCACGGCAUCUACACGCACGGCGUCAGGGCGUCGCUGUAUGCCAGGAUGACCAACUUCCUGUUCCGCUCGUUCCAUGAGCUGGAAAACGAGCAGUUUGACUACUGGUACCACGACGCACAGCCAGAUGCCAGCAACAAGUGA
Messenger RNA from Linderina pennispora, 2127 nucleotides. RefSeq lists its product as uncharacterized. The record is from RefSeq and is a predicted model, not a curated record. Gene Ontology annotation, molecular function: dipeptidyl-peptidase activity; serine-type peptidase activity. The transcript is spliced from 2 exons. Gene Ontology annotation, biological process: proteolysis. Bases 1 to 2127 code for a protein of 708 amino acids. NCBI's taxonomy places the organism in Eukaryota, Fungi, Kickxellomycota, Kickxellomycetes, Kickxellales, Kickxellaceae.